AACUCUGAAAAUCAACGUUAAUCUCUGUGGAACAUGCUCUCAACUCUCUCUAUAUAUAUGUACCUCGAUCUCUCGAACUUGUACUUCAUUCACAGCUACACACAUUAUAUAUUGUGACUCAAGAGGUAGACACAAACCCCUGCUAGCUUCUCCCUCUGAUAUUCAUUCAACCUUGUGACUAAACAAACAUGGAAUUGAUGAGCAUGAACCAACCCCAAUUGCUGUCUAAGAUUGCCACAGGCGAUGGACAUGGUGAAAACUCCCCAUACUUUGAUGGCUGGAAGGCUUAUGAAGAUAAUCCCUUUCAUCCCACAAAGAAUCCUAAUGGGGUCAUUCAGAUGGGUCUUGCAGAAAAUCAGCUUGCUUCUGACUUGGUUCAACAUUGGAUAAAGAGUCAUCCUAAGGCAUCCAUUUGCACUCCUGAAGGAGUACGUCAUUUCAAGGCCAUUGCUAACUUUCAGGAUUAUCAUGGAUUGCCUGAGUUCAGAGAAGCUGUAGCUAAAUUCAUGGCAAGAACCAGAGGAAAUAGAGUCACUUUCGAUCCUGACCGGGUUGUUAUGAGUGGCGGAGCAACUGGAGCACAUGAGGUCACUGCCUUUUGUUUGGCAGAUCCCGGAGAUGCAUUUUUGGUGCCAACUCCUUACUAUGCAGGUUUUGACAGAGAUUUGAGGUGGAGAACAGGAAUUCAACUUGUUCCAGUUAUCUGUGAAAGCUCUAACAAUUUCAAGCUCACAAAGCAAGCCUUGGAAGCUGCAUUUGAGAAUGCCACAGAGGAAAACAUCAGAAUAAAGGGCUUGCUCAUUACCAACCCAUCAAACCCACUGGGAACAAUCCUGGACAGAGAGACACUAAGAACACUAGUGAGUUUCAUCAAUGAAAAGCAAAUCCACCUAGUUUGUGAUGAAAUAUAUGCUGCCACAGUUUUCAGUAACCCUGGUUUCACAAGCAUUGCUGAGAUAAUAGAACAAGAACAGGACAUAGAAUGUGACCUUGACCUCAUCCACAUUGUUUAUAGUCUUUCAAAGGACAUGGGGUUCCCUGGCUUCAGAGUUGGAAUCAUAUACUCAUACAAUGAUGCUGUUGUCAACUGUGCUCGCAAAAUGUCUAGCUUCGGAUUAGUUUCCACACAGACCCAAUUUUUGUUGGCAUCAAUGCUUUCAGAUGAUGUGUUUGUGGAUCAGUUUCUGAGAGAGAGUGCAAAGAGAUUGGGUGAAAGGUUUGCAAUUUUUUGUAGGGGGCUGGGCCAAGUUAGCAUAAAGUGCUUGCAGAGCAAUGCUGGUCUGUUUUUAUGGAUGGAUUUGCGUAAUCUUCUGGAGAAGCCAACAUUUGAAGCUGAAAUGGAACUGUGGAGAGUGAUCAUUCAUCAAGUGAAGAUCAAUAUUUCCCCUGGCUCCUCUUUUCAUUGCUCUGAGCCAGGGUGGUUCAGGGUGUGCUAUGCUAACAUGGAUGAUAGAGCUGUGGAGGUUUCUCUGACCAGAAUGCGUGCGUUUGUGAGUCAAAAUUACAAGGAGGCUGAGAAGAAACCUUGUAGCCACAGAAAGUUGAGGCUAAGCUUCUCAGCCAGAGGGUUUGAGGAUUUCUUGAUGUCACCUCGUUCUCCUAUUCCUCAAUCACCUCUUGUUAAAGCCAGCACUUGUUAAAGCCACCACUUGAUCAAUUGACAUCAAUUUUCUCAGCAUUCAAGUACAUGCUGCUUAAUUAUUGCUUGAUAGAUACUCCUUAAUAACUCUUUUUUUUUUCACUUGCAAUGUGUUGAAUUGGAUUCAUGAUGAAAGAAGUUUAUAGAGUUUGUAGGAUUUUUUCUAUUUUCAUUUACAAUUGUUAAUAAGGCUUUUUGUGUG
This is a messenger RNA of Lotus japonicus, 1841 nucleotides long. RefSeq names its product 1-aminocyclopropane-1-carboxylate synthase-like. The record is from RefSeq and is a predicted model, not a curated record. NCBI's taxonomy places the organism in Eukaryota, Viridiplantae, Streptophyta, Magnoliopsida, Fabales, Fabaceae. The transcript has 4 exons. Gene Ontology annotation, molecular function: pyridoxal phosphate binding; transaminase activity. The coding region runs from base 189 to 1640 and encodes 483 amino acids. Gene Ontology annotation, biological process: amino acid metabolic process; biosynthetic process.